AUGGUCGUCUAUGAAUUGUUUCGUCGGAGAGAACGAUUGUCUGCCCAUGCAAAUUUCUAAUUCUCAGCCACAAAGAUUCAACUAAGUUCGAUGUAUUUUAGUCUUACAGAGCAUAUGCUUCGAUACACUAAAUGAGACACCUCAUAGAUAUUCAAGCGAAUUAGCAAGUGUCAUACACCGUUGCGUGCAGUCAGAUAAAACAGAAAAAUAUUUGAAAGACGCUCCCCUAGUAAGAGAUCUAUCAAUUCCCUAAAAGGCUGCUUGAUGUAUCUUACCAAAAUCCUACUAGGACUCGGCAUUUUAUGAUCUCAGAGCACUAAAAAGUUGCAGGAUUUGGUAGAAUCCUGUCGGAAUCAUAAACAAAUUUACGCGAAAUUCUAGUACGAUUCUAACAUAUAAGAUGUCAGUAGGAACUUAUUAGGAUCCUAGACGGGUCAUAGUAGGGUCCUACAUACUAGGAUCCUGUAGAAUCUCAGUAGAAAAUAAGUAGAACGCGAAAAUACUCUGUCUAGUGGUUAUCUUUAUCAGUGUAGGGUUCUGCCGAAUGGCAAUUGUUACAAGAACUAGCCGAAGAAGCUGUAUUGUACGUCACAACGUAGUGAGUAUGCUGCCAACAGGUGAUCUACGGCACUAAUACUUAGCCAGUUUGUACAUGGUUAUUACAUGAUCUGAAGGCGCCGAGAUACGAUCAUAGUGCCUUUAAAGUACAUGAUGAAGAACAUAAUCAUUACGUGAAGCCUUAAAAUAGAUAGGACGUGUGUAGGAUUUUGUCCUGGGCCAUGCCUACAAAAUAUAUCUCUCAAAACCGUUGUCUUACAUUCUUUUGUGGCUGUUUUACUUGUCACUUCCACAGAAUCUACCGUACACCUUAUACAAACCCUCUGUUUUUCUCCUUGUUUUAGAAUAUUAUUGUUUCAACUAUGAGUAAUGAUGACAAUGAAUAUCCUGUGGGAACGGAAGUGCACGAUGGUAUUGGUCCGAUCGAAGAACAACUGAGUAUAGAAGCUGUUGAUCAAAUAAGAACUAAUCCACGACUUCGUUCAGCUCUAGCUACAGCAGCACAUUCCUCAAUGAACAGUUCAAACAGAAGUAAGAAUAUUUUUUCUGUUGUCUUCUACUGGUUGUCUAGUAUAAUUUGAAAAAUUUUACUUAAAAAAUCGUUAGGAAACAUCUUU
Molecule: messenger RNA, 1175 nt
Organism: Didymodactylos carnosus
Lineage: Eukaryota; Metazoa; Rotifera; Eurotatoria; Philodinida; Philodinidae
Source: the annotation of a GenBank genome assembly